Messenger RNA from Drosophila subpulchrella, 1109 nucleotides. RefSeq lists its product as uncharacterized. Lineage: Eukaryota; Metazoa; Arthropoda; Insecta; Diptera; Drosophilidae. The transcript has a single exon. Bases 224 to 964 code for a protein of 246 amino acids. The record is from RefSeq and is a predicted model, not a curated record.
AGCUCAGUUCCUCUCGGCCUCUACCAAAUUUCACAUCGGCUCCGUUGAGCUGAUUGUGUGUUCGGUUUUAAAUUUUUAGUUAGGUAAUUUCACAGAGCCGAGGGGUGUUUUUUGGUUUCGGAAUUGCUGGUUUUUUAACGCGCGGUUGUUGCUAGGCAUCAUUUUUAUUCCCGGCGAACCCAUUUUAUUUCCGAACAGUUCUUUAAUCGGCCUCAAGUCAAUCAUGUCUCUGUGGCGCAGUGUAACUUCAAAGGGACAAACUCGAUUAAUAAACCGUUUCGCGGGAGUGGUUAGCCAGCGCUCUUACGCCGAGGACCACAAUCCAUCGCCCAAAUGCAAUCGCGAUUCCGGCAAGGGAUGCGGCAAGUUCACGGGCUGUGGUGAUCCCCGCUUCGAGGUGAAGCAGCCGCCACCGGUGGAGGACAGCUUCCAGUUCCAUCACCUGGUGAAGAUGCCUCCCGACUGCUGCGACGACCCCUGCCGAGAGCGAUUCCCUCCCUACGACCAGUGCUACUACAAGAUCUCCGACAAGGCCAAGCGCAAGUACCAGGUCACCUGGGUGGAGUGCCCGCCCAUCCAGAUAAAGCCCAAGAAGAUCUGCUGCUUCGAGGCGGGCAUCCGUCCUCCCAUCCCGCGGCGCAAGCGCAAGGAGUUCGUGGCCGACGUCAAGUGUCCCACGGAGCAGGUGUGUCCUGUGGCCGAGGGCCUCUGCCCCAAGAUCAAGAUGCCGGGCUGCAAGGCCGUGGACAAGGUGUCCUGCCACGUUGUGCGGCGGGUCACGGACUGCACCAAGGUCAAGGCGCCGUAUCCCUCCUUCUCCGAGUGUUCCAAGUCGGCGAUUCGCAAGCCCCGCGGCAUAGAGUGCAACUGCCUGGCGAUUCCGAGUGCCUGCGACCUAAUCCGCGAGCUCCAGAAGAACGAGGGAAAUCCCCGAAAGGGCAACUGCGGCGGCAGCAGAGGUUAAUUGCAGGGUUUCAGAGCGACUCCCAUCCCCAGCACCCAGUAUAUCUUGUUCCGUUAUCUGAAAUAUUCCAAAAACCAAUCCAGUUUAUCUUUCCAGCCAUGUGUGAAAUUCCGACUAGAAAUAAACCGUAACGCAUAUUUUAGGG